Messenger RNA from Epinephelus lanceolatus (giant grouper), 3539 nucleotides. It is a transcript of the gene mtnr1bb, whose product is annotated as melatonin receptor 1Bb. The record is from RefSeq and is a predicted model, not a curated record. Lineage: Eukaryota; Metazoa; Chordata; Actinopteri; Perciformes; Serranidae. Gene Ontology annotation, cellular component: plasma membrane. Gene Ontology annotation, biological process: G protein-coupled receptor signaling pathway. Gene Ontology annotation, molecular function: melatonin receptor activity.
CCUGCUGUGUGCCUGACUGAGGGGCUCCUCUGUGUUAUUUACCACAGUGCCUCCUCGCCACGCACAGCGCCGGUUGCGUCGUAGUUCAGCGCGUGGCAAGGGCAUCACAAAUGGUUAGGGAAGACAAUUUGCUCCUCCGUUUGUUCAGAGAAUAGCAAAUUAAAUCGGCAGGACUCCUGAGGCGGUACAAUGGUUUGACAUUUUAGAAAGGAAUAGCCUUCUUUUUUUCCAACGUGGGCGCAUGCAUACGAAUGAGAGUCAGAGAUGCCAAGCAGCAAGCCAGGGGCACUUGGAGAGGAUGAAGACUUGAAAUAUGAGUGGACCGGACCUUCUUUUAUGAAAUAUUAUCUAAACGACAAAUAAUUUGCAUUUUCUCAUAAGGGAGGAGUUGUGGCACCGCCUCAGCCUUUGUUGGCACAUAGAUGGAUGACUUUUGUGCGAGGAUAAAGAAAGCGAAGAGUCCCUGUAACUUUAUAUAGGUCACACGUGAGCGACGCGUAAUAUCAAGUAACUCAAACAUUGCCUUUAAGUAGCAGACUUGACGUGCGCUCUUGUGGAACUCGGGAAGGCAUCCAGGUGCGCCCCAUGUUUCGUUUAGGACACACCGGUACCGGCAGUGCCUGCGGGACAUAAAGCACAGUUGGGACUUGAGAGCAGCGUUUGGCUGUUGGCCAGUGAUGCCGGACACAUUCACAAUCAUAAAGAACCGGACAGAGCCACGGCUGGGGCAGCUAGAGCGCACACUGGCCACGGAAGGGAGCGCCCGCCCCGCCUGGGUCAUAGCAAUCCUGGCCAGCGUUUUGAUCUUCACCACGGUGGUGGACGUGCUGGGAAAUCUGCUGGUGAUAAUCUCGGUGUUCAGGAACCGCAAGCUGAGGAACUCGGGUAAUGUGUUUGUGGUGAGUUUGGCCUUUGCUGACCUCGUGGUAGCCUUCUACCCCUACCCCUUGGUUCUCUAUGCUCUCUUUCACGAUGGAUGGGCACUGGGAAACAUACAAUGCAUGGUCAGCGGUUUCCUUAUGGGGCUGAGUGUCAUCGGUUCCAUUUUCAACAUCACUGGGAUUGCAGUGAACAGAUACUGCUACAUCUGCCACUCAUUCUCCUACAGUCGGCUGUACAGCUAUCGCAACACUCUGCUGUUUGUUGCCUUAAUUUGGGUGCUCACAGUUGUGGCAAUUGUCCCCAAUUUCUUCGUUGGCUCCCUGCGCUACGACCCGCGGGUGUACUCCUGCACCUUCGCCCAGAAUGUCAGCAGUUCCUACACAGUGGCGGUAGUGGUGGUUCACUUCUUGGUUCCCAUCGCAGUGGUCACCUUCUGUUAUUUACGCAUCUGGGUGCUUGUGAUUCAGGUGCGACGUAAAGUGAAGACAGAGGAGAGCCCUCGCCUCAGACCAAGUGACUUGCGGAAUUUCAUCACCAUGUUUGUGGUCUUUGUGCUCUUUGCCAUCUGCUGGGCUCCGCUCAACCUGAUUGGCUUGGCGGUGGCCAUAGAUCCGUCCCGUGUGGCUCCCCGUAUCCCCGAGUGGCUUUUCGUGGUCAGCUACUUCAUGGCCUACUUCAAUAGCUGUCUCAACGCCAUCAUCUAUGGCUUACUCAACAGGAAUUUUAGGAACGAGUACAAACGCAUUGUCACCUCCGUCUGGGUGACUCGGCUUUUUGUGACAGAGACUUCGCGAGCCGCCACAGACGGCAGGAGCAUGAGGAGCAAGCAAUCGCCGCCUCCGCCACUCAACAACAACGAGUCGGUCAGAGAUCGUACAAACAAAGAAUGAAAUCUGAAACCUUUGAGCCUGUUAAGUGGUAAUUCCUGUUUUUAUGUGACAUCCAGACGGUUGUGCAGCUAAAGAGUAACAAGUAACAGAUGAAACUUGAUUGCAUGGCUCAGUUUUCUUUAAGUUCUUAUUGAUCAGAACUGGGCACAACAUGUUUCUAUCUGUGGAGAAAUUUUUCUAAUCAUUUUUAAAGUUGUGAAGAACUACGUAAUUACCUGCACAGAGGUUAUGUUUUUUUGUUCAGUUUGUUUGUCAGCGGGAUUAUGGAAAAACUCCAGGCCCGAUUUCCAUUAAACUUGGUGCGAGGGUGUAGCAUGGGCCAAGGUAGCACCCAUUAAAUUUUGGAGUGGAUUCAAAUCAUGGGGCAGAUACACAAAUUCACUUUCAUUAACAUUGCGAGAUAGGGCCUCCUUGGCGGAGGUCUGCCCUCUCUGGUGCCCUUCUAGUUAAUAUAAUGAGUUCUGAGAGUUCAUUGUUUGGUCCAUUUUACCCAACAACUUUGCUAAAAUGCUCAAUCAGUAUUCUCUGUGAUUCUCAACCACUAAGCAUCAACAGAGCAAACAUUUUUAGAGAUGUUGUUAUGUCCUGGGAGGACAGAGCCAUGCAUUGCAGUUUCAUUUUGCUUGUACUCUAAAAACAAUCUGAAUGGUACUUAAAUAUUUCUUAAAAAAUGUAAUAUCCUUUAAUGUCUGCUGCUUUAGACAUAUUUCACAAAAUGGGGUAACCACUAGUAAACAUACACCUCUUUUUAGUAACUUCAAAAGCCUCAAAUAGUACAACUCGCCUCACCUGAAUGCUACACUAGAAGAAGAGGAGACAGGGUUUGACGUGGUGACAGUAACGUGGUCAGUAGCAUAAACUCCAUGCUGCCUGCUUUCACCCUCUUGCACUGUUAAGACUGACAAAAAAUACUUAGUAAUUAAUAUAAUAUCCUACAUUAAUUCAGGAAAUGAAGCUACUGAUGGAUGACACAAAGCAAGUCAUGUUCAAAUCCAGCACCACACCUUGUAGGAAGUGCCAUUUAACAUGGCUGCUUUAGUUUUUGAAAGUUCUGACACAAAUGGUGCAUGUGAUGUAGCAGGUGGAGGACACCUACAUAUCUAUUAUUGCUGCUGUAUUCAUCAUUCUGCAUAACACCACACCACUAAUUAUACUUCUCAGCUGCUGCAGUUGGACCAUUAUGUAACUUUAAUACUAAUUUAUAGGUCACUGUAGGCUGCAUGCAAAGCCUCCCUAGUUAUCAUCUUUUAAAUAAAAACAGUUUCCUACAACACGCAAAAGCAUUGUGAGAAAAAAAUGAUCAGCCUAUUUCCGAGACAGCUCUUCUAAUUUGUAUUUUCCCAAAAUAUUCUAUUCAUGUUUAAUUGAACAAUAUUGAUUCUUUUUUUGUUUUUUUCUACAGGAGUGUAACACGAGUUUUAUACAGAGCACAAAAAGUAUUUACAGUAUACUGUACCAUCCCUAAAGCACGGCUAGCCUAUAGGCACACACCUUCAGAAACACAAUAAAUAAAAUCCAAUAUAUAGAAAUGUUUAAACAAUAACAGUUUGUAACCAAGACUAUAAAAUGUUGAGACGGGGCAACCCAGACAAGGAGACAAAAUAAAUGUUAAUGUACUUUAAGCCUACAAUGGAGGGCACAAUUUUAUUUACACAAUUGGUGGAAAGUAACUAGGUACAUUUACUCAACUCCUGUACUUGCAACACGUUCUCACUCCGACCUCAUAUAUCAACAUUUAGUCAUGGACUUUCCACGUCCACAUAUGAC